UCCGGUGUCGUGGUGCUAAAGUUUGGAGCGCAAAGCUUGCAAGUCCUCUUUCAGUUGCUUUUAGUAGCUGUGGUCUGCCUAAGAAAGACCCCGGGAGACCCUCAAGCACCGCAAUGGCUACUUCCAGAUCCCCAGAAUCCUGUUCUCAUUGUGACACCGCCAAACCACAAUGCCGUCUUGGGAAAACCCCCUGCUGUCCUCAGUCUGCCACCAGUUUGGGGAGAGGAAGACGUUUGGGGAGACCCUGACUCACAGGAAGAAGUGACCUUUGAGGAUGUGACUGUGAACUUCACCAUGGAGGAGUGGGCUUUGCUGUAUCCAUCCCAAAAGAAGCUCUACAGAGAUGUGAUGGGGGAAACCUUUAGGAACAUAGCUGCUAUAGGAAGAAUGUGGAAUAACCAGGAAGUUGAAGAAGACUACAGAAAUUACUGGAGAAAUCUGAGAAAUGAAGAAGUAGAGAAAUGCUAUCAGUAUAAAGCUUGGAAUCAAUACGAAGAAACGUUCCUUUGUACUCCAGUUGCCAAUGUGCACGGGAAACAAGCUGCUUCAACACCACCUGAAAGCCUUGCUUGUAGUGAGGCUCUGAUUGGUCAGUGGUCACAAAAUGUGCCCACCACGGCUCUCACUGUGCUGAAGCCAUAUAAAUACUCGAGAUCUGAAGAGAAUUUCUGUAAAUGUGUUCAACAUGGAAGAAACUGCAGUGAUUUCCAAUCUUUUCAGAAUGAUAGAAGGACAAAGGCUGGAGAGAAAACCUGUGAAUGUGAUCAGUGUAGGAAAAUCUACUAUGGUCUUAGUGAAAGAACUCAUCAUAGAGAGAAGGCCUUUGUAUGUAAGAAAAAUUCGAAAGCUUCUGGCACACACAGUGAUGUUGAGAUCCAUGAAAAAAAUCACAGUGCUCAGAAAUCCUAUGUAUGUGAGCAAUGUGGGAAAGCUUUCAGCACAUAUAAAUAUGUUAAAAUACACAAAAGAUUUCACACUGGGGAUAAACCCUAUGUAUGUAAGCAGUGUGGGAAAGCUUUCAGCACAAGCAGUAAUUGUAGAGCACAUGAAAGAGUUCACACAGGGGACAAACCCUAUGUAUGUAAGAAAUGUGGGAAAGCUUUCAGAACAAACAGUUAUUGUAGAAUACAUGAAAGAAUUCAUACUGGGGAGAAACCUUAUGCAUGUAAGCAGUGUGCAAAAGCUUUCAGCACACUUCGCGUUUGUUGAAGACAUGAAAGACUUCACACUGGGGAAAGACCCUUUGUCUGUAAGCACUGUGGGAAGUCUUUCACUAGAAAAAGUGCUUGUCAAACACAUGAAAA
This is a messenger RNA of Fukomys damarensis (Damara mole-rat), 1304 nucleotides long. RefSeq names its product zinc finger protein 709-like. Gene Ontology annotation, cellular component: nucleus. The transcript has 5 exons. The record is from RefSeq and is a predicted model, not a curated record. Gene Ontology annotation, molecular function: DNA-binding transcription factor activity, RNA polymerase II-specific; RNA polymerase II transcription regulatory region sequence-specific DNA binding. The coding region runs from base 295 to 1209 and encodes 304 amino acids. Gene Ontology annotation, biological process: regulation of transcription by RNA polymerase II. Lineage: Eukaryota; Metazoa; Chordata; Mammalia; Rodentia; Bathyergidae.